CAGAACACACAGCUUUCCCCUUCCUGUAUCCUACCCUUUCAUUGCCAUCUGAACCCAAGAACACCGACAGCAUCCUGUCCUGCUAGUGUUAUUUAUAUUAAAACACCAAGCUGCACAACAAUCAGCAUUUUUUGUUGUUAGGGAUUUAAACAAAGCGACGCCUGCUUCCAGAUGUGGGGGGAUUAGAUCCCUCGCUCAGGUCCAACCUGACGCGUUUAUGGAUUUGUAUAUACAUCAUUCUACAGCAUUUUUUUCAGGUGGACAGCUCGAGUCUGUGUAGCCGCUUCUCCUUUUGCGACAAAAUGUCCAUUUCAGCUGCUGGUGCUGGUGCCGCCGUAAUGAAAAAGAAACAAGUCCGUUUUGCUGCGACGGAAGAGGUCGAUGAAGACGAGGAGCAGGAAGAAGACACGCUGUUUGAUAUGAGGAAAGAAAGCAAGCGGAGCCUGAAGGGAUUUCUCAAAGAAGUCAGAAGGGCCGACCAUCCCGACUCAGACCAAGUGGUAAUCAUCCGAAGGAACAGAUCCAGCCGUGCUGCUGCCGGGUCAAGUCGAUGGUCGACAUCACUCACUUUGUGUGCUUCGUUUCUGGGGCUGGGGAUGAGCAUUGCUGUGCUGGGCCCCACAUUUGAAGACCUGGCAGUCAACGUCAAGCAGAACAUCAGCAACAUUUCCUACAUCUUUGUGGGCCGAUCCAUGGGGUACAUCGGGGGCUCUGUGGUGGGGGGGAUUGUCUUCGACUGCAUGAACCAACAUCUCCUGCUGGGAUUCUUACUGCUGAUCACAGCUUUAGGAUUGUUUGCCAUUCCCUUUUGCAAAACAGCCCUCCUGCUGACAGGCUUCAUGUCCCUCAUCGGGGUGUCAAUGGGGUUUCUAGAUACAGGUGGCAACGUCCUCACUCUUAACACAUGGGGCGACAAGGCAGGACCGCACAUGCAGGCCUUGCACUUCAGCUUUGCAGUGGGUGCCUUUGUGUCACCAAUCCUUGCCAGGCUCAUUCCUGGGAAAUUGCCCUUCCUUGGUGCCCACGUUGCAUCAGGCAAAAACGUCAGCGUGGAAGACAGGGGUGUAUCGAAUACGGAUAUAUACACCCAUGUGAGCAACCAAUUCUCUCAAGCCCUGAACAUCACCCAUGAAAAGAGCACCUCCAUGAAGUCCAUGUGGUCCUACAUUGUAAUCGGCUCCUUCCUGCUACUGACCUCGCUCAUGUUCUUCAUCCUCUACGCCCGGAGCAGUGCCCCCCAUGCAAGAGCCAAGACCUCUGAGGAAACACAGCUGGUGGCUAGGCAUCACAACGUCCUCAUCCUGCUGCUCUUCUGCUUCUUCUUCUUCUACGUGGGAGCUGAGGUAGCUUACGGCUCUUUCAUAUUUACCUACGCCAAGGACUUUGUGGGGAUGGAUGAGAACCAGGCUGCUGGCCUCAACACCCUGUUCUGGGGCAGCUUUGCAGCUGUCCGCGGCCUGGCUAUCAUUUUUGCAACAUGCCUUCAGCCUGGCACCAUGAUCCUGUUAGAUCUGGUGGGUUGCACGGUCUCCUCUCUUUUCCUCACCCUCUACUGCCGAAGCAGUAUUUCCCUGUGGGCUGGCACAGCUGUCUAUGGGGCUUCCAUGGCUACCACCUUCCCCAGCGGGAUCUCCUGGCUGGAGCAGUACACCAAGAUAACUGGAUGUUCAGCAGCAGUCUUUGUGGUGGGUGCAGCCCUAGGAGAGAUGGUGAUCCCGUCCGUUGUGGGUUUCCUGCUGGGGAAGACGCAGGACAACCCAGUGCUGAUGUACACUGCGCUGGGCACCUCCACCGUAUCCGCCAUCCUCUUCCCAGUUAUGUACAAGUUGGCGUCCAGCCAUGGCUCAGACGGCGGGAAGCUGAGUGAAGGAAGCUGCUCUGGGGAAGACAGCGAGGACCACAAGGCCUUGUUGUCGUCCGAUUCCUGCCUCAAUGGGGAAGAGGAAGAUGAGGCUGAGCAGUGGAACGAUGCCGAUUUUGAAGUGAUCGAGAUGAAUGACAGCAGUCUUAUGAACUCUCCAAACGAGACUGGCCCUCCUCCUCCUGACUCUGUAGUUGCUGCCAAAACCAUCGUUGCUGCUGUCGUCACAGAUCUCUCCUCAGAAGCCACAGAGAACAGCACCCCCUCUCACUCUCCAGUCUUUCUCAGGGGCUCAUCUAGAAAAAAGCUGUUGCUUAGCCUCGCCAGACAGAAGAAUGACUCUGAGUGUCUGUAGUUUGAUCUAUGAAUACAAGCCCCUUUUACUGAGCUGGGGGGAAAACAAGUGUUUGUGUGCUGUUGACUUGUUUAGGAACAUGUCUACCUUACUGAACAGCAGGGUAUGCUGCCCUGUGUAUGGCUCAAACUCACUCUUCUCAUCUUGCAUGCGCUGCACAUUUAGAAAACCCAUGUAAUGUGUGGUGGAUAAAACGCUUCCUUUUUAGUAUGUUUUUGCCACGUGAACCGUGUGGUUAAUGCCACUUGCAGGGUCCAACUGAUUGAAAAAAAAAAUACAUGCAAGCAAAACAGAAGAUAGACAAUUCAAUUCAAAAUAUUUAAAUUGUUAUUAAUAAGUAACACCAUGACUUUGCCUUUUUUUUUUGUAAGUGUAAACAGCCCUGGGCUGAAGUGUGGCUACGAUUGUAAGCAGGAGUGAAAUUCUCAACAUCAAAGUGUAGGUACUCAUAUGCGCAGCUGGGUGGAGCAGACCAGCGGUUCAGGUUUUUUUCAUACACAUAAACAUUUAAAAAGAAUUAAAACAAUUUGAGUGACAAUUAAUACAUACGUAUCAAAUGUAUACAUUUUUUAAUACAAAAUUGACAAUAUAACCAAUUCACCAUAAACAAAGAAGCUGAAAAUACUGAAAAUUUUGCACCCUCUGCUUGUAUCACUCAGUCAUGUACCAUAAUAUAACAGUUAAGUUAAACCUUAAAUAAGUAUUAAGAAGUAUUACACUAUGCAGUAACUGCUGUAGACAGGGAGUGUUUCAAGAUAUCCUACAAAAAGGCUGAUGUUAUAAGAAAAAUUGUUAAAAAAACAACUGUGAUAAAAAUGAUACAAAGGUCCAAUUCAAACAAUGCACAAUAGUGGCUGAAAUACCCCUCUAAUAUUUAAUGUAACAGGCACUACUCUUUAAAACAUUAUGUACUUGACUUGGCCAUUUUAAGCUCCAUAGUAUUCUCUGAAAUCAUCCCCAUACUUUCCAGACCCUGAGUACUCACCUACAUCAGGACCUGGCCAUGCUUGCACUAGAACAUCUAUCCCUGUAUUUUAUUUUUUUAUUUUUUUUUUACUUAUUACUUCAAAUAAUAAACUGGAGACAAAAAUCCAGUGUUUUGCUAGAUUUUUUUGUUUUUAAUUAUUAUUUCUGGGACAACAGGUCAAACUUAAGUUCAUCAAUCAUAUAAAUGAAUAGAAAUUAAUACCUAAGCCAAAGUACAUUACUAACGUAUUUAAGUUAAAUAAAACAAAAACUACUUUCACUUUCUUGUUCCAGUCACUUUCUGCCCAAUUCCCAGAUAAAUCUAACAAAAGUAUAACGAUUUACAAUGCUGUUAUAUCAUAAAAUGAUAUGCAAAACUGUAAUAUCCAGGAAUAAUAAGGUUGCAAGGCUUUACUUUGCCCCACUGAAUUAACUAUAAAACAGUAGUUACAGUUAUCAUUCUUUUGUGUAUUUCAGGCAGAAACAGUUGUUGUUUCUGCACAAUAAACAAAUUGUCAUAAAGUAAUAGAAUUAUUGUGGUUUACUUAUGCCUUUUAUUAGAUCUACAAGCAAGUGAAAAUGUAACUUAAAACAAACUAUUUAAAAAAUAAAUGUAGAACAGGGGGCAUUGUACAAAGAAAAAAAUAAACCUCCCCAUUUUGGUUUUCGUUUA
Messenger RNA from Acipenser ruthenus (sterlet), 3855 nucleotides. RefSeq names its product sodium-dependent glucose transporter 1-like. The coding region runs from base 303 to 2216 and encodes 637 amino acids. Lineage: Eukaryota; Metazoa; Chordata; Actinopteri; Acipenseriformes; Acipenseridae. The record is from RefSeq and is a predicted model, not a curated record. The transcript has 4 exons.